This is a messenger RNA of Pogona vitticeps (central bearded dragon), 3235 nucleotides long. The record is from RefSeq and is a predicted model, not a curated record. NCBI's taxonomy places the organism in Eukaryota, Metazoa, Chordata, Lepidosauria, Squamata, Agamidae.
CAUGGUGAUGAGCUUUAGGGUCUCCGAGCUCCAGGUGCUGCUCGGUUUCGCCGGCCGGAACAAAAGCGGCCGGAAGCAUGAGCUCCUCACCAAGGCCCUCCAGCUGCUGAAGUCGGGUUGCAGCCCCGCGGUUCAGAUGAAAAUCAAGGAGCUCUACCGGCGACGCUUCCCCCGGAAGAUCCUCACCCCGUCGGACCUGUCCAUGCUCCACCUCCAGGCCGGGCAGCUGCCCUCGGCCACGGCCCUCACCCAGGGGGCCAUGUGCCACUUGCCCUACGACAACGGCUCCGUGGCCUCGGCCGUGCCGGCGGGGAUGCUUCCCCCGGUGCCGAUGUUGGGACCCAAACACGAGGCGGACGUCCCGCACCUCUCGCCGCCCAUCCACCCGGUCCAUCCGGAUGUGAAGAUGAGGCGGCUGCCUUUCUACGACGUCUACGACGAGCUCAUCAAGCCGACCACCCUCGCUUCCGUGAAUAGCCAGCGGUUUGAGGAGGCCCACUUUACUUUUGCCCUGACCCCUCAGCAAGUGCAACAGAUCCUCACCUCUCGUGACAUCUUACCGGGUGCUAAAUGUGAUUAUACCGUACAGGUACAAUUGAGGUUUUGUUUGUGCGAAACCAGCUGUCCUCAAGAGGAUUACUUUCCCCCCAACUUGUUUGUCAAAAUCAACGGCAAACUCUGCCCUCUUCCGGGUUACCUUCCGCCCACAAAAAACGGUGCAGAGCCCAAGCGGCCGAGUCGACCCAUCAACAUCACCCCCCUGGUGCGGCUUUCGGCGACCGUCCCCAACACCAUUGUGGUCAACUGGUCCUCGGAGUUUGGCCGAAAUUACUCCCUGUCCGUUUACUUGGUGAAACAGUUGACGUCCGUUACCCUGUUGCAGAAGCUGAGAGCCAAAGGCAUCCGAAACCCAGACCACUCGCGGGCCUUGAUCAAAGAAAAACUGACCGCUGAUCCUGACAGCGAGAUUGCGACGACAAGCUUACGAGUUUCUCUCAUGUGCCCGCUCGGCAAGAUGCGGCUGAUUGUUCCCUGCCGGGCUUUCACCUGCACUCACCUCCAGUGCUUCGACGCGGCCCUUUACCUGCAGAUGAACGAGAAGAAGCCCACCUGGACUUGCCCUGUUUGCGACAAGAAGGCCCCCUACGAGGCGCUGAUCAUUGAUGGGCUGUUCAUGGAAAUCCUCAACUCCGUCACCGACUGCGACGAGAUCCAGUUUAUGGAAGACGGCUCCUGGUGUCCUAUGAAGCCCAAGAGAGAAAACCCGGAGGUCUGCCAGCCAUCUGCCUACAACGGGCUGGAAGCUUCCCUCUACACCGUCGGAGCCGAUGGGAAGCCGGGAGGGGCUGAAGGCAAGAAGAAAGUGGAGGUCAUAGACCUGACCAUUGACAGUUCGUCCGAGGACGAGGAGCCCCCCGCCAAGAAGCAGUGCCCGGUCACCACGGCCGCCAUCCCGUCGGCAGCUGGACCAAAGGGGGUUCUGAGCGCCGACCACCAGCCGUCCUCGGUGCUGCGGAGCCCCCCGAUGGCGGCCGUGGGCAGCGACUACCUCUCCAGCCUCCCGAUGCCCGACUAUCAUCCUUCGUACCAGGUGCCCUCCGACAUUCAAGGUCUGGAUCUGUUCCCCUUCCUUUCGAGUGAAAAUCAGCAUUACAGCCCCUCCGUCAUCACCUCCCUGGAGGAGCAAGACACACUCAGCCACUUCUUCCAGUAUCGGGGCACCUCCCCGCACUUCAUGAACCCCCUCGCGCCGGUGGUAGUGGCGGCGGCAGCCUCCCAUGGCACCGUCGGCUCCCCGACCAGCAGCCGCGUCAACGGCGUGGUGUCUUCCCCCCCGGCGACCUUGCGGGAGAGCCACACGCACGGGGGCGCCAUGAGCAGCAACCCGGGGCUGCCGGGCUGCCGGCCGGAUAUCAUCUCUUUAGACUAGACCGGGGAUGCCAGGGCAGAUGUUUUGCACCCAUUUCGUCCCCCCUCCGCCGUUGAGUGAAAGGACAGUCAUGAGCAAAGGACAGCUCUCCGCUUUUUCAGCACGUCGGAUUCCUGCGGGCAGCUUGGAAGGAGGAGGUGUUUGGUGUUUGGGAAUCCAGGCUGAGCUUUUAGUCGGCGUUCCCGCUGUCCUGGGCUCAUGGCAGCUGAGUUUUGCCCUCGUAGGAGGCUGGACAUGCUUCCUAGCAAGCGCCCAACAUUCGGCAAAAGCCCAAACAGCACCAGGACGGCCGGAAUGGAUGGUCACGGGGAUGGAGAGGCGUCGUCUCCUUGGUUUGGCACCAGACUGUGGGUGCAGAGUGAGUCAACGUUGUACUUCUUCGUGUAAUCGUUAUCAAUUGCAGAGUUGUACCUUUUUCGGGUAUCAAAUCUGGGGUGGAGGGGGAGAUAGGGUCGGACCCGGUUCAUCUGGACUCUUCGGCCGAGAGCAACGUCAAGCGCUGCGACUUUAGCCACGGAUGGUUAAAACCCGCAAUGCUUCCAGAUGACAAGGUUGGUGGUAUCGGACCAAUUCAGACCAAACCAGGGUGAAAAUGCUGCAGGUCUUCAAGCUACACAGAACUCUGGGGCGGGAGAGGCGCCUGCUGAAGGUCGAGUCAGGGGAACUUGGACCUCCCAACGAAGGCUUGUCUCCUUCCUCCUUCUCAGAAAGACUUUUAAGGCUUCUGCUUUGUUGGCAGGCGUGGGUUAAAGAUCCAGUUUUAAGUAUGUGAGAAACAGUCUCCCCGAACAAACAGAAGCAGCCGUGAUUCUUGGCAACCCCCGAACCUCUCUCUCCUCUGUCCCACCCACCUUGGUGACAAGGACGCUCUCCGAAAUCCACGAGGGCAGAGGUUUUUUUCCAGACCAGGGUCAGAAGGGCGCUUCGGCUGUGCGAACCAGGACGCGUCCAACCUGCAGCCAACCUGCAGGUCAGGCAGAGUGACGAGGGGUCCCUGGCGGCAUGCCGAGAGGGGAGGAAGCAGGUGCCGUGGCCUGCGUGGCACACGUGUUCAAGGCAAGGUUCUCCGGCGCCAACCACAGUUCUUGGAGGAGGCCCCAGUCUGUGUCGGGUUUGCUCGUUGCAACAUCGCCCCUCAGCCAAGAUGCUCCCUGCUAACGGCAAACCUCGAAAUGCGGAAUUUCGGAUUUUUCUGCAUCUCAAACCCUGCGCCGGGCAGCACCGCCGAAGCCUAUGGAGAUCAGGUGUAGCCUGUCUUGGUCCCAGUUGCCUAAAAACAACAGCCUGCUCUUUCCUCUCCAGAGU